UUAUGUUCGAUAUGCUUCGUAAAGACCGAGUAAAUAACUAAAUGCUUGUUUCCAAAGCCAGCUGCUUCUGCUUUGUUCCCUCUUUCCUCUCCUCCAGGAUUUCAAAAGUCUGCUACACACACGAAGCGACUCUUCCACUUGAAAGAGAGAGAUUCUGCAUGUAAGUCUAUCUUCAACAAUCUCGACCAUAUUCAAUUGAGGUUUUUACCGGGCCAUAUUUUCGUGUUUGAAUUUUUCUCUGCUCUGUCCAUCUAGAUAGAAAGAUAGGGAUUUUAGUGAGAGAUAGAGGGUCAAACGGUUUAGGUGAGAAAAGUGCGAUGGCAGACUGAAAUUUUCAAUAUCAGCUAUUUAUUUCAGAACCCCAUUUUGCUUGUUUCCGUGAGCUUUCCAGGAACAAUCCUUUAAUGGGUAUAGAUUAAAUUUGUAGAGAUCUUGCAAUAGUUUGUUUUGGGUAUGUUAGGAGAAGAAGAUAGAGACCCGGUUGCCGGCGGUGGUACCCGGAGACCGUAUUUGCGGUCGGUUUCAUGGACUGACCGGUCUCCAUCUGAGCCUAACCAAAACCUGAACCCUAACCCUAGACCGCAGCCAAAUAGCAAAGCACGUUCGUGCUUGCCGCCGCUUCAGCCUCUUUCUAUCGCCCGCCGGAAUGUCGAGGAGUGGCCCAAGGCGGGGUCCGAUGAUCUUGGCAUUUGGCCCAAUCCCCCGCAAACCCCAGGAGGAGAAGCUAGACCCCUUGAGAGUUCAAACUCGGAACAGCCUGUGAGAGAAUUUCAGUUUAAGAGAGAUAAGCUCGCAUUUUUUGAUAAGGAAUGCUCAAGAAUUGCUGAUCAUAUAUAUUUAGGAAGUGAUGCUGUGGCAAAGAAUCGUGAAAUUUUGAGGCAAAAUGGGAUCACCCACGUGCUAAACUGUGUUGGGUUUGUUUCUCCCGAGUAUUUCAAGAGUGAUCUUGUGUAUAAGACCCUUUGGUUACAGGAUAGCCCAUCAGAGGAUAUUACAAGUAUCCUCUAUGAUGUGUUUGAUUACUUUGAAGAUGUUCGGGAGCAAGGUGGGCGAGUUCUUGUGCAUUGUUGCCAGGGAGUGUCACGAUCGACCUCUCUGGUUAUUGCAUAUCUCAUGUGGAGGGAGGGCCAGAGCUUCGAAGAUGCCUUUCAAUAUGUGAAGGCAGCACGGGGAGUGACUAAUCCAAAUAUGGGAUUUGCUUGCCAACUUUUGCAGUGCCAGAAGCGAGUGCACGCUGUGCCUGCAAGCCCGAAUUCUGUGAUUCGGAUGUAUCGGAUGGCUCCUCACUCAUCGUAUGAUCCUCUUCAUCUUGUACCAAAAAUGUUAAACCAAUCAGGGGUGCAAGGACUUGACUCUCGUGGAGCGUUUAUUGUGCAUGUUCCUUCUGCUAUAUAUAUCUGGACUGGGAAAAAUUGCAACUUGGCUUUAUCAAAUAGUGCUAUGGCAGCUGCCUUUCAAGUAGUACGAUAUGAAAGAGCUCAGGGACCAAUUGUGAGUAUUAAAGAAGGUGAAGAGCCAUCUGAAUUUUGGGAUGCUCUUGCCAAUGGGCAACACUUAGCAGAUGAUUGCGAGAAUGUGAAGGUCAAAAAGGAAGGGAACUUGUCUUCCAGAAAUGAUUUGGAUGCUGCAGCAAAUGAAGAUGAGGUUGGAGAAAGGAAGGUUGAUGACUAUAAUUUGGAUUUUGAAAUUUUUCACAAGGCACUUGAUGGUGGGGUUGUUCCACCAUUCUCAGUAUCAAAUACUAGAUCAGAAACUUGUCUCCCUGCUAGAGAAAAUGGAUGGGGGAGACUAAGACGAAAGUUUUCCAAUGGUAUCAUGAAAGAAUUUGUCACCCUCUCCAAACCGAACAGUAACAGUAUUCCAUCCAAUCUUGUAUCAAAUAUGAUUAUAGAUACACAGAAAGAAGUAGAGCACCCUGUUUGUGCGAUUGAAACUUCGCCACCAUUGUCUCCAUCCACCAAUCUGUGUGGUUCACCAGAUUCCUUUGAUUGUUUCCCAAAUACGAGCCCUGAUAGGAUUAGGGAAACUUCUAAAGUAGUGGAACACUCUGUUUCUUUUAAUGAUCCUUUCUUAUCAACCUCACCUUGUGGUUCGCCAGAUUCAUUUUCUUGUUCUGCGACUCCCACUGAUCAUUGCUUUUCACCCACACCUACUUGCGGCUCACCAGAUUCUUUUUCUUGUUUUCCUCCCAUCAGCCCAAAGUUCAGUUCCAAGUCCCCAACACUCUCACCUUCAACAUCUGAUCACUCCAGUUCAUUCACCUUUUCACCAUCAUCUUCCAAUUGGUCUGACUUGUCAUACUUGUCUUCGCAGCAGCCUUCGCCUUCUGGCUGGGAGCCAACAGAUCCAUUUGCUCGUAAGAAUGCUUCUUUCAAUUCUUGUUUACCUUACAAAGAAACUCCUCUGGCUGCAGAGCAGCUUUCUGGUAAUCAUACUUUGAGAAUGGAAAAUAUUUCUUUGCCAUAUAAAGGAACAUCCCCCUCUAUUGCAGAGCGCAGAGGGAGUAAUCCUCCUCCUCGAAUGAUGUUACCCUCAGUUGAUGAGCUACCUCAAGUCCCGAAGAAUCUGAUAAGAUCAUGGUCCUUCUCUUUACCUGACUUAGAGGAUGAUUUGAUGAAGGAUGUUGACUGCAACCAAUCAGAGCAUGAAGGCGAUAGAGAAGAGCUUAUGCUCGAUGCUGGAUUUGAAUUGCCAUGUGAGAGUGAAAAUAAGAAAGAGGAUGGAAAUAAAAUUUCAGGUGAUAUGAUCGACAAGGUUGAACAAGUUACGACCCCAGUUUUGUUACAGUGGCCUUCUAUGAAUAAAGUGGAGGUGCAUCCCUUUUGUAUUCUUAAUUCUAGAUCCGUAUACAUUUUGUUGGCUCCGGAUGCGAGUUUGGAUAGCAAUAGUCAUGUAAUCUUAUAUGUCUGGCUGGGAAGUGGAUUCUUGGAUGAGAAGAGGCAGAGUCAGAUGAUUAACACAGAUGGGGAAUGUGAUAUUAAUCAUCCUUACUGGGAGACAGUUGGCCGCAACUUCCUUAAUCAAAUGUGUUUGCCAAUGGAUGCCACUGUACAGAUAAUAAGAGAAGGUAAAGAGCCACAGGAGUUUCUGAGCCAUCUCAGCUGUUUAUCAUUUCAGAAAACAGAGGACAGCAGCCACAGUUGAGACUUGUUUGCAGAGAUGGCAAUAUUUCCAAGAAUUUGAUUCAUGGUCAAUUUUAGCCCUUGUUUGGAAUGUCAGAAAGGAUUUUGCUUGCAGAUCCGUAAUGUGAGUUGGCAUCCCGGGCAGCAUAACUGAACAUUAUCUGCUUGUGUGAUGUAUGGUAAGGAUGUGAGUUAUUGUUAUAGCAAAGCUUGUGCAUAGAACAAACCUGCUGUACACUUAGGAAUUACAAGUAAAUAGUAUCAGUUGUGUAAAGUGAAUCAAGGGACUCAAAAUAUCUCGGGAUAGAUUCUGAGUCUUAAAAAAAAUUAAAAAAUGAAAAGCAGGGAAUAUUUUUAUUAUUCCCUUUUAUAUCA
This is a messenger RNA of Juglans microcarpa x Juglans regia, 3497 nucleotides long. Its product is annotated as protein-tyrosine-phosphatase MKP1-like. Gene Ontology annotation, biological process: protein dephosphorylation. The transcript is spliced from 2 exons. Gene Ontology annotation, molecular function: protein tyrosine/serine/threonine phosphatase activity; actin filament binding. The record is from RefSeq and is a predicted model, not a curated record. NCBI's taxonomy places the organism in Eukaryota, Viridiplantae, Streptophyta, Magnoliopsida, Fagales, Juglandaceae. Bases 454 to 3144 code for a protein of 896 amino acids.